AUGGAGGAGGAUGACACAAACUUUUUGCGGUACUUUGAAGAGUAUGAAGUUUAUGGUAAGGAAAAGAAGAAAAGAGUGGGGCCUCCAACAUUGUUGGAUUGGGAUAAUACAAAGGAGAUAGACGCAAUAAUGAAUGUUGAUGAUGUUGUUAUGUGCAAAAUAGCAACAAUGAUGAUGAGAAAGUUUGAUAAAUAUUGGGGGAAUGUUAAUAACAUCAGCAAGUUAUUCUUUGUGGCGGGUGAAGGAUCAUUGGUUUUGAACAAUGAUGUUACUAAACCAUCAAGGUUACAAAAGUUCUUGAAGUCAAGGAAAGAUAAGGAUGUUGUUGAGAUAAGAAAUGAGAUUGAUAAAUACUUAUUGGAACCUCCCGUGAAUCUUACCAAUGAUGAGUUCAAAUUGCUUGAUUGGUGGAAGGAGAAUGCUACAAAAUUUUCAAUACUUACCAAUGUUGCAAAAGAUGUAUUUGCUGUCCAAGGAUCAACUGUGGCUUCUGAAUGUUCUUUUAGCACAGGAAAGAGAGUUGUAAAUCCCUUUAGGAGUUCGUUAACUCCAAAAACCAUGGAGGCAUUGAUUUGUUGUAGUGAUUAG
This is a messenger RNA of Prunus armeniaca (apricot), 588 nucleotides long. The record is from the annotation of a GenBank genome assembly. NCBI's taxonomy places the organism in Eukaryota, Viridiplantae, Streptophyta, Magnoliopsida, Rosales, Rosaceae.